AAGUAACUUGUCUUCUUUAUCAGGAGCCAUUUUGAAACAUCGUCGCACUAAGAAGAAAGAAAGAGCCAUUUUGAAACAUCGUCGCGCUAAGAAGAAAGAAAGUCUAUGCAGAGGAGGGGAGGAAGAGGCACUACCUUUAAAAUAAUUAAGAGAAAGAGAAGAGGGGUGCCCUGCCUCUAAAAUGAGUGUGUCUGGUGACCAUCACAUCAAGGCUAAGAGAAAGUCUCUGGGAUCAAUCUCUCCAGUCCCCAGCUGUCUAUCUAUGAAAAGUGACUUCUCAAUGGACCGUCCUGUCAAUUUUACCAUUGGAUCAAUGCACCAUAAUCCUAAAAAAGUGUCUCCGAGACCAGUCUCUCCAGUGCCCAGUUGUCUAACUAUGAUGAGUGACUUCUCAAUGGACCGUCCUGUUCAUUUUACAGAUGGAUCAAUGCCCUGUGGUCUGAGAAUCUCCAAAAUGUCUCGUAGACCAGCCUCUCCAGUACCCAGUUGUCUAACUAUGACGAGUGACUUCUCAAUGGACCGUCCUGUUCAUUUUACAGAUGGAUCAAUGCCCUGUGGUCUGAGUGGACUAUCAACUCUGACAGAGGAUCAGUCCAGGUGUUCAGUGUGUGAGCUGGUUCUGAGGGAUCCAGUCUCUAUUAACUGUGGACACAGGUUCUGCCGACAGUGUAUCACCAGAUACUGGGAGCAGCCUGCUUCGUCAGGAGAAUAUGUCUGUCCUCAGUGUAGAAAGAGAUCCAGAACAAGACCUGUACUACAGCAGCUGAGUGAACCCAGUGAGGAUGACAGAGGCUCUGAAAACAAGAAUGAGAGUUUGCAUGGAGCUUUAGAGAAUUAUAAAGCCAGUCUGAAAAGGAGGUAUGAAUGUGUGACAGAAGGCAACGUAAAAACGAACAAUCAGACUCCCCUCAACAGUAUUUACACAGAGCUCUACAUCACAGAGGGAGAAAGUGAAGGGGUUAACAAUGAACAUGAGGUGUGGCAGCUAGAGACAGCAUCCAGAAUGCCAAGCUCACACAACACAGCAAUCCACUGCAAUGACAUCUUCAAACCCUUACCUGGCCAAGAGAAACCCAUCAGGACUGUGCUUACGAUGGGCAUCGCUGGUAUUGGAAAAACUGUCUCUGUGCAGAAAUUCAUCGUAGACUGGGCUGAAGGCAAGGCAAACCAAGAUGUGGAUGUCAUAUUUGUGCUUCCUUUCAGGGAGCUAAACUUGAUCAGGGAUAAACAGUACAGUUUGCUCAGACUUCUGAACGACUUCAACACAGAUCUGGACAAACACAGUGUGAAGAAACUUGUUGCCUGUAAAUCAAUGUUUAUCUUUGAUGGUCUGGAUGAAAGCAGACUUCCACUGGAAUUUCACUGUAACAAAGUCAUAUCUGAUGUAACACAGACAUCAUCUGUAGAUGUUCUGAUGACAAACCUCAUCAAGGGAAAUCUGCUUCCCUCUGCUCUCCUCUGGAUAACUACCAGACCUGCAGCAGCCAAUCAGAUCCCUUCAAGGUGUGUUGACCUGGUGACAGAGGUGAGAGGGUUUAAUGACACACAGAAAGAGGAGUACUUCAGGAAGAGAUUCAGUGAUGAGGACCUGGCCAGCAGAAUCAUCUCACACAUAAAGACAUCAAGGAGCCUCCACAUCAUGUGUCACAUACCAGUCUUCUGUUGGAUUUUGGCUAUAGUCCUUGAGCACAUGUUGACUACAGAUAAGAGAGGAGAGAUGCCCAAGACUCUGACUGAGAUGUUCACACACUUCCUGUUCAUUCAGACCAGCCACAAGAACCAGAAGUAUCAUGAAAGAGAUGAGAUGGAAGAGGAGCUGAUGGAGUCAGAUAAGGAUGUUCUUCUCAAGCUGGGGAAGCUGGCAUUUGAACAUCUGGAGAAGGGCAAUCUCAUGUUCUAUGAAGAAGACCUGAAGGAGUGUGGCAUCGAUGUCCGAGAGGCAUCAAUGUACUCAGGAAUGUGCACAGAAAUCUUCAAAGAAGAGUCAGUGUUAUUUCAGAGAGUGGUGUACUGCUUUGUGCAUCUGAGCAUUCAGGAGUUUCUCUCAGCUGUCUACAUGUACCAUUGUUUCACAACCCAGAACAUGGAUGCACUGAAGCCCUUCCUUAAGAGAAAGACUAAAGCUUCCUCUGAAGAUCUAACCUUACAUGAGCUGCUGAAGAGUACCGUGGAUAAAGCCUUGAAGAGCAAGAAUGGACAUCUAGAUCUUUUUGUUCGUUUCCUUCAUGGCCUCUCAUUGGAGUCUAAUCAGAAACUCCUACGAGGUCUGGUAACACAGACAGAAAGCAGUCCAGAGAGCAUCCAAAAAACUGUCAGAUCUCUAAAGGUGAUGCAGAAGAAGAACAUCUCCCCUGAGAGGUGCAUCAAUCUCUUCCACUGUCUGAUAGAGAUGAAAGACCAUUCAGUCCAGGAGGAAAUCCAAAAAUACUUGAAGUCAGAGAAGCGUUCCAAAAAGCUCACACUUGCUCAGUGUUCAGCCCUGGCCUUCAUGCUGCAGAUAUCAGAGGAAGUUAUGGAUGAGUUUGAUUUGAAGAAGUACAAGACAUCACAGGAGGGUCGUAGGAGACUGAUCCCAGCUGUCAGAGGAUGCAGAAAGGCUCUACUCGCUGGCUGUAAACUCACAGCAGAAGUGUGUGAAGUGAUAUCAUCAGCUCUCAUCUCAAACCCCUCCCACCUGACAGUGGUGGAUCUGAGUGACAAUGAACUGAAGGAUUCAGGAGUGAAGAUGCUCUCUGCUGGACUGGAGCAUCCACACUGUAAACUGGAGACUCUGAGGCUGUCACACUGUCUGAUCACUGAGGAAGGCUGUGCUUCUCUGGUCUCAUCUCUGAAGUCAAACCCCUCACACCUGAAAGAACUGGAUCUGAGUAACAAUGACCUGAUGGAUACGGGAGUGGAGAAGCUCUCUGCUCUGCUGAAGGACCCAGGAUGUAGACUGGAGACUCUGAGGCUGUCAGAAUGUCAGGUCACAAAGGAAGGCUGUGGUUCUCUGGUCUCAGCUCUGAAGUCAAACCCCUCACACCUGAAAGAACUGGAUCUGAGCUACAAUCACCCAGGAGACUUGGGAGUCAGACUGCUCUCUGCUGGACUGGAGGAUCCACACUGGAGACUGGAGAAACUCAAGUAAGUCCUGUAGAUGUUUUCUCUACCAGUAAUCAGUAAUGGGGUAUUAAGUUGUCAUGUUGUUUUACAUUAUGUAAUAUGUGUCUAAUACAGACCUGCCUACCUGCAAUAAUUUUGUGUAGCAGGAACAAUAAUUAUACAUUUGAGGAUAACUCAUUAUUUACUGUAUCCAUGAAAUUCAGUUUUUGUAAAAUCACCACCCAAUCCGAGUCUGAUCCAAGGUUGUCCAGAUCCAGUCCAAAAAUAUACCAACAUGAGGGUUAAUUGUCUCUAAAUUGUGUUGGAUAUAUAACAGACACAAAUUCAUCCUAAAGAGAAAAAUGUCUGCUCUCAUCCGAUGGA
Esox lucius (northern pike) is the source of this 3465-nucleotide messenger RNA. Its product is annotated as NLR family CARD domain-containing protein 3-like. The coding region runs from base 182 to 3127 and encodes 981 amino acids. The record is from RefSeq and is a predicted model, not a curated record. Lineage: Eukaryota; Metazoa; Chordata; Actinopteri; Esociformes; Esocidae. Gene Ontology annotation, molecular function: protein binding. The transcript is spliced from 11 exons.